Molecule: messenger RNA, 5258 nt
Organism: Sycon ciliatum
Lineage: Eukaryota; Metazoa; Porifera; Calcarea; Leucosolenida; Sycettidae
Exons: 18
Coding region: 349-4242 (1297 amino acids)
Cellular component (GO): nucleus
Molecular function (GO): protein binding
Source: RefSeq, a predicted model, not a curated record
CUGCUGCAAACUGCCUUCACCGUUCACGGUUUCAGAUGUCGUCGUCCGGUAGGUCUACAUCAUGACUGUAGUCUACGCCUAGUGCACGGCUCAGCGGGGUAGCACUCCGAUUCUCUGCACGACUGCAGGUUUGGUCAAGAGACGCUAGGCAGAGGCUGAGAGUGAGACUGUGAUUCAGAGAGAGGGAGACUGGAGUGAGGUUUUGAAGAUACAGCGACGUGUACGUUCCUAUUUUUUAUACAGCGGUUUCAUGGCAGCUGAGUAGAAAACAGCCGCCAGUGCAACUAAUUACUUGCCAAGCUGUCGACCUACUCUGUGUUCACUACCCUGGCCUGUCACGGAUCAACCAUGGCAUCUAUGGAUCAAGAUCCGAUAUCUGGAGACUACGACGAUGAUGGUGAUGAUGAUGAUGAUGAUGAUGUUGAUGAUGAUGAUGAUGAUGACUAUGAAGACCACGAUCAAGUAGGAUUUCUGAUUGAUCCUGAUAAAGACUAUCCACUGGAGCGACUAUUCUCUGAACCCAUUGCGGAGUUGAUCAGGGCAUGUGUAGAUGGUGAUCAGGAAGCCGUGCCUUGUAAUGUUGAACCAAGAAACAAUGCUGAGCCUGGCUUUUAUCCGUAUGAUAUCAACGUAAAGGCAGCUGGACUGUUGUCUUCACCGAACCAAGUGAACGUCACACGCAUCAGGCUAGUAACCGGCAAGGAAGAUGAUGGCAGUGAUGAGGUGAUUGCAUAUUUCAUCAGCGCUGAAGAGGACUACCCGUUGGAGACUUUUGUUUCGCCACCUUUGUUUCUUAUGAUGCUUGCAUGCCGGAGGGACGACCAUGACGACCUUCAGCGUCUCUUGACAAUCAACGUUGCCGGCACACAAGCAUUGGAUCCCGAUUUGCAGCGUGUGAAGGCCGCAGUUUGGGAUACGCAUAGUCACAUUCAUGUGACUCUUCUUGGGGUUCUCAUGACGGUCGCAACGGCAUUUGUCAGCAAGCGAUGUGCUGAGUUGAUAUUAUCGUAUGAUGAUGCUUCUUUGUCAGGACGUUUCCCUAUCUUUGGAAAUCAGUGUGGGGAUUGUGAAGACAAGGUGUGUGCAUCGAGGUGCACAAUCCAUUUCACAUCCGGCUAUAACAUUGACCAACUGAUCAAGACCGUAGAAAAUGGGGGCAACGUGGCAGAGGAAACCAAUGCUGCAGGCGAGAAAAUGGCCGCAGAUGAACUCAGUGACUCGCAGGAGAGUCCACUCAACAAGAGAUGGCACGCUUGUCGACACUUGGCCGAACCUACCGUGUCUCUGUUGCACAUUGCCGCAGUUAACAACAAUCCAUUGAUGUGCACGAUGCUGAUUGGGCGUGGUGUGGAUGUUGAUGUGUGCGAUUCUGAGUUUGACGAAGCGCCUGUUCACGUUGCCUCCUAUGGGGGUCAUGACUCUUUACGGGUACUUCUCGAGAAUGGAGCCAAUAUUGACUUGCCGGAUAAGGCAGGCAACACACCUCUUCACCUUGCAUCUAGACUUGGUAACUAUGAUGGUGUGCGCUUGUUGCUUGAGAAGGGUGCAAACGUACAAGUGAAGAACAAGGAUGGGCAAACAAGCUUAGACCGCGCAUGCGACUCCGAGUCACACGAAGAAUCGACCAUUUUCUGUGUCGAAGCAUUACUGCACCACUGUAUCACAAACCUUGGCACGGAAAAGGCACUGGAGAUGGCACGAUCAUCUAGAAGAGUCAGCCGACACAAAUGUACCAGGACUCUCGAGACAUUUAUCACAUUUCACGAGUUGCUCAUGGAUGGAAGUGAAGAUCCGAAUGAUCUUGUCAUCAUGGUGAGCGGUGCUGGAGAAGUGGGCAAGUCCACUAUGAUAGCUACACUCACCAGUACGACUGACACGCGGAAGGAAGAUCCUGAAAGAACCAAGGGAAUCCAGAUCACGACACAUCAGGUCAAAGACGGACCUGUGCUACACUUCAAGGACAUGGCAGGCCAGGAAGACUUCUGCGUGACACAUGACAUCUUCUCGCUGUCCUCGGCCGUUCCCAGUAUUGGCCUGAUCACAGUGAGUGGAACAAUGGACAUCGAGGACAUCACGUAUAGCAUGAAGAAAACUGCUGGCAGUUUCUUGAGCAGACGGAAGGCGCCUAUUGUCUCAGGCAAGCAGGUCUCAUCGUUGUUCACAGUUUUGGUGGUUGUGACUCACCUAGACAAGAUCAAAGAGGAAAAACUUGAUGCGAUCUCUGAUGCGUACCAGGCUGUGCGCAACGAAUUCCGAAAAAAGCUUUCGUUCGAGCGAUUUCUACCAUUGAAUGCAAAGGAGAAGGAUGAGCGUUUCGCAGCAUUCGAGAAGGAGCUGAUAUCUGUCUGCAUGGAAGAGUUGAAGAAGGCUCCAAAGCAACCGAAGAUUCUGAGUCAGGCAGCAGAAGUAUUGCGCUCAGUGCAGAAUGACAUUGGCAAACCGUACUCCAGCAAGGACAUGUUCACAAACAGCCUUUGCACCGCACUAAACCUGACACAGCUCAGCAAUCCGGACACGAUUGACAAGCAGGUGAUGUCAUUCACGAAAGCGCUGACUGCAUACGGACUGAUCGUUUCUUUCAAUGCUGCGCAACUGAAGGGUCUCAUUGUCAACCGUCCUGGCUGGCUAUUGGAGCAUGCCGUCGGUGUUGUCUUCUCACCGGGGAACUUCAAGGGUGUCAUUGUGAAGUUCAUCAAUGGUGCAGCACCACUGGAAGAUGUUAUUCGCACGCUCAACGAAUGUAAGGAAGCGGAAGGGGAAGGGCUAAUGAUCCUACGCAUGGUCAUUCAACUCGGUGUAGCUCUUCAAGUUGGUGAGGAGCUGCUGGCCCCGCAAAAACUACCAUUGUCAAGCUGCCGCCUGGGUACAAUGCUGAAAGAAGAUGCUGAGGACACCGCCAAAAUCUUCUAUGCUGGCAUGGAAUUUGUUUGUGAGGAUGCCCCGGGCUUCUCCCCCGCUAUGGUUGUCCGCGUGCAAACCCAGCUCUAUGCAUAUUUUAAUGACAAAAAUCACCCAUUGAGCAACCUGGACAAGAAUCCCGUGUGCAAGCUACACAAGAAUAUUGUUGAAAUCGCCACAGGAGAUUCCUCGGCACUAGGCUGCGUGUCAUUCUGUGAGAGUAUGCUUCGCGCCGUUGCUGUUGUUCGGGCUGAUGAAGCAGAUCGUUUUGAUGCGUUCUGCUUGCUCAACAUCCUGCAACUGGUGUUCUUUGAUAUGAACGAGCAGCAUAGCCCUGGCACGUCAUUCCAGAUGAAAGCUGUCAGCCCAUCGUCGAUACGCAACCAGCUGUCAACUGUCUCCAAAGACUUCUCGUUCGUUUCUUAUGAUACAGAUCACGUACGUCGAAACUUCUCCAAUGGAAGACCUCUUCGCACCGGUGCUUUCAGAGACAAACCUUCAGACUUCCUGUGCCUGCCAGAGAAUCAUGCGUCACUGCUGCCCGACUCAGUGGUCGAAAAGCUCGACUUGGCUCUCGAUCAAGAAGAUCUUGUCAGGUUUGCAAGUCUCCUGAAGCGCCCACGGGCCCGGGCCAGUGUAGAUGACAGCACCACAGUCACAAGCCUGAUCAGAACGUGGUCGUUUGCUGAUGUGCGAAACACCACAACCAAGCUGUUUGAAGUACUGGCAAGAUCUGAUGAAGCUGGGACGUAUGGUGAUAUCUGCAGCAUCCUGGAGGAACAUGAGGAACGUCUUUUCUGCCUCUUCCCGGAUAUUUUCCACGAAGACGGUGUGGAUGAAGAGGCCGCCAAAAAGGAGGCACACGAAGGAGAAUCUGAGGUCUCAAGCGAUGCUACGGAAGCCACCUCCAGUGCCGGGAAAGGCUUGACAAAGACCUGUGAGCUAGUUUUGAAACUGGAGCCUUAUCACGGCAAUUGGAGACCAAGCAAGCGUAUUCAAACACUAGACUUGCCUCCGCAGUUGUCUGGUUUCAGAGGCCAAACCAAUCCCUGGAAGCACCCAGACUUUCCAACUGACCGGUAUCGUGGCUGGAUACUCACCCUGCCAGCAGCUACGUUCCGGAGAAAGGUCAUUGCAAAGCGCCUGCUACCCGGCAAUGGUGUGAUUGAAAAGCUGCGCCUCCGUGAGAAGAACGACGGGACUCGAGAGCAUAAUGAAGACUUGCUGACUUAUCUCCUGCCGGGUGGCCGGGCGUACUUCAAAACCUUCCUGGAUAUCAUUGAAGCCAUGUACCCGUACAAGCGUUCUGAAUUCGAGGCAUUGCUGGAUCCUCCUGAAGCAUGAGCUGAAAUCAUUGUAAGUUACUGGAUCUAUCAAAAUUAUCACUACUGCUGCUGCCGCCUCAUUACUGCUGCUGCUGUUGCUAUAUUUCUGCUGUACAUUUUCAGCCCAUGGUGCCUUCGGGAUCACUACCACGGAAGUGUCUUUGCUUUGUUGUUUGUUGGUGUGACACAUAUGUGCCUUUUAUAGAGAAAUAGAAAUAUCAUCUUGGCUCUUCCCAUCGGCUAGCACUAUUUUUGUCAUUACGCUUCUCAGUUUGGAGGUCACUAAUCAAUGAGACUUCCAUAUUAUAAAUCUACUGGCUGUUCCAGCAUAUUUUGCUUCUGAAAUUUAUCGUUUACGAUUUACAUGGAUCAGAGUCUAAAAUUGCAACUUUUUAUUAUAUUGUUGGAGAGCACAGGCAAGUGUCCUCAAUGGCUUUAUUCUUGCUGCCGCAUUAGGGUUUUGGCUUGCAGCAGUGUGCUUUCCAAGAGGGCAAUGGCACAUUUCCGAACAUGACCGUUCUGCUCUCUGGUUGACAUUAUUCGCAGUAAGAGCUUAGCGUAAAGUGCCUCCUCUUAUCGCUCCUUUCUUCUUUGAAAUUACGGCACCCACUGUUCCACAGUAAUGGCUAUUGUGUUAAACACAAUUUUUUGUUUCUUUGUGUUCUUUUAGACAGUUAUCAUGAGGGCAAUGAUUAUGUGUAAAGAAGUUUGUUUGAUAUGAUAUUAAUGUUGUUGUUGUUGUUCACCCUGUUCAAUACCCUCAACUAAUGCAUACUUGUUGUUGUACACGUGAGCAUCUCCCCUUCCUAUUCUUUUGCCUUGUGAAAUUUCUUGCUGGUUAUUUCUAUUUGGAUUGUUGCACUUUGUUGGUUGGUCACCUGUACUACAAUGUAUGUGCAAACAUGUUAGUGAUCGUUUCUAUGGGAACUCAGGUGACAAGGCACUUUCAUUUAUCCUUAUCCUGAGCUGUGACUGUUGGUUGGUGGGCCCAGAGCAUAUCCUUAUCCUGUAUGUACUUCGAAAGUAUGUUUUAAA